AUUGGGAAUCGAGGGAAAAAUCUUCACAUUCUCGCAUGGAAAUCCCACAAAUUUCCUGUCCCACCACGGCUCACGUGGAAAUUCAGAAGACGCCGAUCUUUCUCUAUCAAUUCUCCUCCUCGAAUCUCAAUUUUCAACUGUUCAAAGUUUCUCAGAAUCUGUGGAUGUGAUCCGUCCAGCUCCAAAACCCUAUUUGAACCCGUUGAAUCCCCUCCCUCCAAUGGCUGCGGGCCAGACGCCCCACACUGGCUUCUAGAAGAGAGUCCCAGAAAUUUCAUUUACAAACGUGUACGCAACAAGUUCUAAUUUGUUGUAGAGUUGUUCAUCGUCUCCGUUUCAAAUUUAAUUCUCAUUGCUCGUUUUGAUUGAGCUAGAUUUUUUUUUCUUUCUCCCUUUAAUGGCUCUUUCGAUCGCUACCUCUGCUUCUUCUGCUACUCUUAUUACCUCUUCGUUAUAUGAUGUGAAAUCUCGCAGAAUAGUCCCCUUUGUAAUCGCCGCGGAUCGCAGCCCUAAUUUUCUGGCGAGAAAAUUGCCUAGUAGGGCAGCAGCUCUCAGGCCGGUUCGAGUAGCUGCGCCUCCAACGCCGCCCUCGACGGCAGAUUCCGAGAAAUCUGCGGUAGAGAAUUCCGAUGAAGUGGAAGUGGAUGAGUCGGGCAAUGAGAGCUCGUCUUCGCCGUUUUCUUGGAGAGAUAAUUGGUACCCUGUUUCCCUAAUUGAAGAUUUGGAUCCUGCUUUGCCAACCCCGUUUCAGCUUCUGGGUAGAGAUAUCGUUCUUUGGUUUGAUAAAUCGAGAGGCGAGUGGGUCGCUUUUGAUGAUAAAUGCCCUCACCGGCUUGCCCCUUUAUCUGAAGGGCGGAUAGAUGAAGGUGGCAACUUGCAGUGCUCAUACCAUGGAUGGUCCUUCGAUGGGUGUGGAUCUUGUGUUAAAAUCCCUCAGGCAUCAUCAGAAGGCCCAGAAUCUCGGGCUCAUCAGUCGCCACGAGCAUGUGCUACAAGGUUCCCUACUCUGGUCUCCCAAGGCCUUCUCUUUGUUUGGCCUGAUGAGAACGGUUGGGAAAGAGUCAAUGCCACAGCACCUCCAAGGCUCCCUGAUGACUUCGAUAAGCCUGAGUUCUCAUCCGUUACGAUUCAGCGGGAUCUAUUUUAUGGUUAUGAUACACUAAUGGAGAAUGUCUCAGAUCCUUCCCACAUUGAUUUUGCUCAUCACAAGGUUACAGGGAGGAGGGAUCGAGCAAAACCUUUACCUUUUAAGUUGGAUUCUAAUGGUCCCUGGGGAUUUUCUGGAGCAAAUAAGGGGAACCCAAGGAUCAGUGCUAAGUUCGUUGCUCCGUGUUACUAUAUCAACAAAGUAGAGAUAGACACUAAGCUUCCAGUACUUGGCGAUCAAAAAUGGGUAAUAUGGAUUUGCUCCUUUAAUGUGCCAAUGGGUCCUGGAAAAACCCGUUCUAUUGUAUGCAGUGCUCGAAACUUCUUCCAGUUUUCUAUGCCCGGUCCUGCUUGGUGGCAGGUGGUCCCUAGAUGGCACGAGCAUUGGACGUCGAACAAGGUAUAUGAUGGUGACAUGAUUGUGCUUCAGGGUCAGGAAAAGAUAUUUUUGUCGAAGGCCAUGGAAGAUUCGACAGAUGUUAACAAAGAAUACACUAAAAUAACAUUUACACCCACGCAAGCAGAUCGGUUGGUGCUGGCAUUCCGAAAUUGGCUGAGGCGGCAUGGCAAGGGCCAACCAGAAUGGUUUGGGGCUAGCAGCCAGCAGCCUCUACCGUCAACCGUCCUAUCUAAACGUCAGAUGUUGGACAGAUUUGAGCAACACACACUCCAUUGUUCCUCAUGUAGAGGAGCUUAUAAGUCAUUUCAGACACUGCAGAAGCUGCUAAUUGGUGCAACUGUAGUUUUUGCAGCAACGGCCGGUGUCCCGUCUACUCUGCAGAUACGUAUUCUUCUGGCGGGUCUCGCACUCGCAAGCGCUGGGAUGGCUUAUGCUUUGUUUGAACUCCAAAAGAAUUUUGUGUUCAUUGACUAUGUUCAUGCUGAGAUUGAUUAGCGAGAUUCUACAAUUCUAGGAAUGUAUAGUAAAUUUUAGGAAUGUAUAGUAAAACGAAAUUAGGGAUAAUUCUACACUUUCUUUUCUUGGUCCAUGAGAUUUCAGUAAUGUUUCUAGAUAUUUAAAUUUUAMAAUUUCGUUACGAAGAAAA
Messenger RNA from Momordica charantia (bitter melon), 2192 nucleotides. It is a transcript of the gene ACD1, whose product is annotated as Pheophorbide a oxygenase family protein with Rieske 2Fe-2S domain-containing protein. The record is from RefSeq and is a predicted model, not a curated record. Lineage: Eukaryota; Viridiplantae; Streptophyta; Magnoliopsida; Cucurbitales; Cucurbitaceae. Gene Ontology annotation, cellular component: chloroplast thylakoid; cytoplasm. Gene Ontology annotation, molecular function: pheophorbide a oxygenase activity; chlorophyllide a oxygenase activity; 2 iron, 2 sulfur cluster binding.